Molecule: messenger RNA, 2460 nt
Organism: Phyllotreta striolata
Lineage: Eukaryota; Metazoa; Arthropoda; Insecta; Coleoptera; Chrysomelidae
Source: the annotation of a GenBank genome assembly
CUCUAACUAGCUGCUACUAACAUACAUGUGUGAGUUUGCUACUCGCUUCUCUAGUUUAGUUUAUAUUCUAAUCUGUAUUGAUACAGUUAUCGUUUCGUUGUGUAUACGGGCCUGUGGUUGAUUCUGAACUGAAGUUAUUCACCUCGUUAUUCCCCAAUUUCGAAUAACAUAAUCUAGUUUGAAUUUAAAUUGGUUUCUGCGAAAUUAACACCGGAGAAUAGCCAUGAAGCGAGGAGCUGACGGUGACAUGGGGUCCCCGCAAAAACGUUCUCGCAGAGGAGAUGAAGAAGUCCGCUUACUUAUUCCCAGCAAGGUCGCCGGUUCAAUUAUUGGUAAGGGUGGAGCAAACAUCACAAAAUUGAGAAGCCAGUACAAAGCAUCCAUUACUGUCCCUGAUUGCCCGGGCCCCGAACGGCUCUUAACGCUCUCAUCGGAUAUGGACUCCGUCUGCAACAUCGUCAACGAUGUGGUACCCAAUUUGGAAGAGAACGGGGCCAGCAUAAACGGCAAGGAAUUGGACUUGCGGAUGAUGAUCCAUCAGAGCCAGGCCGGUUGCGUUAUCGGUAAAGGCGGUCAGAAGAUCAAGGAAAUCAGAGAGAAAACCGGCGCUCGCAUUAAAAUUUACGCCAGCAUGGCCCCUCACAGCACCGAUCGCGUCAUCCAAAUCACCGGAGAACCCGCCAAAUGCAUCGAUACAAUCAGAGAGGUCCUCACUCUAAUCAAACAGAGCCCCAUCAAGGGUGCCGUGAACCCGUACGAUCCGCACAACUACGACGAAUUCUUCGCCGACAAAUACGGCGGUUGGGGCAACCAAGGAGGCGGCGGCGGCGGCGGAGGAGGCGGCGGGAAUUUCGGUAACCGCGGCGGCGGAGGAGGCGGCGGCGGCCGCGGUAACGACGGAGGACCCCGAGGCGGCGGUAGAGACGGCGGAAACCGGUUCGGAGGCGGCGGCGGCGGCGGAAUGGGAGGCCCGCGCGGCGGACCCCCGAUGAACCGCGGAGGCGGCGGCGGUAACGGUGGAUUCGGAGGCGGCGGAGCUUUCGGCGGUAACCGCGGAGGACCGGGAGGCGGCGGCAACCCGAACAGAUUCGGAGGUGGCGGAGGCGGCGGCGGUGGAGGCCGGGAAGGCGGUUUCGGCGGCAACAGGGAGAACUUCAGCGGCGGCAAUCGCGACUCGUUCGGCGGCAGCGGUUCGUCGUUCGGUUCGAGAGGAGGCGGCGGUUCGAACGCGUUCGAAAGGAACGGCUGGGGCGGCGGCGGUGGAGGCGGUGGCGGCGGCGGUAACGGGGCACCUUUCAGCUCGCCGCCGCCCAGCUCGAGUAACACAUCGUUCGGUAGCGGCGGCGGUGGAGGAGGCGGCGGCGGCGGCGGCAGCGGCGGUGGAUCCGUUGUGGGUAAUAAAAGCACUCAAGUGACGAUCCCUAAGGAGUUAGCCGGUGCUAUAAUCGGUAAAGGAGGAAGCAGGAUCAGGAAGAUUCGCAUGGAUUCGGGAGCGAAUAUCACCAUCGACGAGCCGCUGCCCGGCUCCAACGAUCGCAUUAUCACGAUUCAAGGAUCACAAAAUCAAAUACAAAUGGCUCAGUAUCUGCUACAACAAAGCGUCCACAACAAUGCAGAAAGAAACAAUUUCUAAAUUCGUCUCGAGGCCUCAUCGUUUUUAUUAUAAGGAUAGUAAUGUUUACUUUACAUUUUGCAUUUUAUGUUCGUUUAUUUGAGAUAACAUUCCAUUCGUUAUUCAAUGGGCAUUAUCAAAUUAGCAGUUUUCAUUAGCUCAUUACAUUUUUGUUUAAUGACACAAUAUUAUUAUUAUGUAAUCGAAGACGUUAUUUUCGCAAUUUGACUUUUUAGUAGUACAAUAACAAUUAAGUGUUUUAUCUUCCAAAAAAUAAUUUAAUUAACAAGGUCUCUUUUUUUAUAUAGCAUUCUUUUUUUGAUUGUUAUUUUUUACUUUAUUCUGAUUUUACAUAUAAUCUGAAACUUGCAGUUUGUAUUGGACUCUAUUGUGUUAGUUUAUUACUUGAAAUAGUCCGAUUUUCUUUAUUGUAAAACUGUCAGGUUUGUAAUUAACUUUUUUAAUGUAUUUUACAUACUUAGAUGAAUGUACUUGAUAUUUAUGUAUUAUUCUCUAUAGAAUAAGAUAAUCGAGUUCAACAUAACUUUUGUAUAGUACUAACGUCUAAAUUCGUAAGCAUUUUCAUAGUUCUGUGUCGACAAAUUGUUACGAGAACUCGCAAGAACAUGUCAGUACAAAAUAAUUUCAAUUAAUGUUCUGUUCAUGAAAAUGCUUGUUGAUAUAGGUUCAACCAAAUAUAUAUAAUUUUUAAGAAUUCGAGUAGUUAUUCUGUAUUCACUUAUUAUGUAAUGAGGUAAUAAAUUAUUUCGAUAUCUUUCUUUUUCUCUUGGUUUAUCCCGGCCAUUUUCCAAAAUUGUCACAUGCCAAAAUGACAAGAACAAAUUGAA